Molecule: messenger RNA, 949 nt
Organism: Bursaphelenchus okinawaensis
Lineage: Eukaryota; Metazoa; Nematoda; Chromadorea; Rhabditida; Aphelenchoididae
Source: the annotation of a GenBank genome assembly
AUGAGUUAUGUGUUGAAGACCUUAUCCUCGACAUCGAUAACUGUUGUCAGAUGUAGAUCUACCUUUUACCAACCUCGGAAGACAGCCUUUCAGUUGCCUAAAUUUGCCAGGUUAGUUCUUUUCUUUUUUUUAUCUUCUGUCUUUAGGAAGUUUCUUUACAGGUAUCCGAAAGUACCUUUUUUGAUACCAGUGGGACUAAUCGUAGGUAUUAUGCUUAUGCCAGUGUACGAAGGGUUUCGUGUAUCUCGUGUGCUAGAUAAGGAAGACUACUUGGACUACAAGACACAGAACGAUGCUAUGAUUAGGGAUCGAGCUAAAUAUGGUAAAUUCACCUAUUUUUUGGUGUGGAUUGAGUUUCUAUAAUGCUAUUUUUACUUAAAUUUUCUUAUCAAAAUUGAUCAUGGAAAAAUAUCUAUUUUCUAUUCAAGAUUUUAAGAGUUUGAAAUUUAAUAUCAGUGUUUUAAAUAAUGUGAGACUUAUUGUAAGUACAGUUAACUUUCACUGGGUCUUUGAUGACAACAAACGUUCUUUUUUGCAAAACAAAUUUUUGUGAAACUUGCAGUUUAAUACUACAUAAUGAAGCUGCAGUUAAAAAUUAUGUUUAUAACGAACGAGCUUUUAAACGUUGGCUAAUCAUUAGAAGUGUAAUUGGUACUCUCAAUAAAAGCUUUAAAGUUUUAUUUUUGGUUACAUAGCUAUUUUACUAGGUUUUUAUUUAGUCAAAGGAGUUUCUGCUUAUAUUUUUCGGUAAAACUGUGAUAAUGACGUUUUAAAAAUAAAGCAUAAGAAACUGUUAGAUUAUUACUAAUUAACUGAUUUUAUAGGCACGAACUUGUAUAUCCCGUUCCUCAACAGUAAAAAAAGGGACGAAGACCUUUUGGAGUUCUACAAGAAACGAACACAGGAACGCCGAGCUCUGAAGAAGGCCAUGGCGUCUGAAUCUCAAUAG